GAAGAUCUUAUCCAAUCACGUCGAAGUUUUACUUGCCCUCAUGGAAAUUGGAGGAAAACAUUAGAAAUCUUGACCGUUGAAAGGAUGUCAUCCAAUUGCAGUGUGACCACAUUACAGCUGGACUCAGUGAGCCAGGCAGAAUGCCCCUCUGUUCACCUGCUGCCCUGUGAGAUAGAGCAUGACGGGCCUGCAGAGGUGUCCCAGUUCUUCACAGCCACCAUCAAAGACCGAAAACAUGAGAAAACGGUGUCGUUCAGGGGUCGUGGGUUAAAAGGUCAGGAGGUCAGCUGUCCACAGGGCUACACAGGCCUGGUGCUGAGAGAGGUCAACAAAUCAGGCUCUGACCAGGAGGACAGGACUGUGAAGGUGUCCUCAGUGUUCCAUAAAGUCACCUACUGGAACCUCGAGACUUCGCCCAACUCUGAUGACGGCAUCGUCAUGGCAAUGGCCUGGCCAGAUCUGGCAGAAGCGAUACAUGGGCCGGUGGAUGACUGACAUGGAAGAGGCCAGAGCAAAGAAGAUCAAUCCCUUCUCUACCCUCCUUUUCAUGCUGAAGACUGCCUCUAAACACAUUUUGGUUGUGUUUUCAGUAGCCAUUGCUUAGUUUGUAAAAAUAGGAAUAAUGGACAGAACACUCCUCACAGUCCCUAGUGUUGUAGUGGACACUGUCUAUCUUUUACAGAUCCAUAGGGGUGAAUUGUGCUUGCUGCUUCUUGUGACUAAUGUUACUAUUGUACCAUGUUCUUUUUGUUGUAUUUUUCUAUCAUCAAUUAUACUCAUAUUAUAGACCAUUGUGAUACA
Oncorhynchus nerka (sockeye salmon) is the source of this 801-nucleotide messenger RNA. It is a transcript of the gene rnaseh2c, whose product is annotated as ribonuclease H2, subunit C. NCBI's taxonomy places the organism in Eukaryota, Metazoa, Chordata, Actinopteri, Salmoniformes, Salmonidae. The transcript is spliced from 5 exons. Gene Ontology annotation, biological process: RNA catabolic process. The record is from RefSeq and is a predicted model, not a curated record. Gene Ontology annotation, cellular component: ribonuclease H2 complex. The coding region runs from base 85 to 495 and encodes 136 amino acids.